Messenger RNA from Lycium barbarum (goji berry), 2366 nucleotides. RefSeq names its product scarecrow-like protein 8. Bases 226 to 2151 code for a protein of 641 amino acids. Gene Ontology annotation, biological process: regulation of DNA-templated transcription. Gene Ontology annotation, cellular component: nucleus. The transcript has a single exon. Gene Ontology annotation, molecular function: DNA-binding transcription factor activity; sequence-specific DNA binding. NCBI's taxonomy places the organism in Eukaryota, Viridiplantae, Streptophyta, Magnoliopsida, Solanales, Solanaceae. The record is from RefSeq and is a predicted model, not a curated record.
CAAAACCAGAGGACUGAAUAGCCGGUUGAUUCAAAACUACCCAACUUAUAAUCAUGACAAGAAUCAAUCAAAUAGCUUAAUACGAAGCUACCCCCUCUCUCUCUAUCUCUCUCUCUCUCUCUCUCUAUAAGGAAACUACCUUUUCCCCUGUAAUGCAGAGUUUUGAUAAAGAUCCAAACUUUCUGCAAUCGUAGUUUUGAGGUUUCUUUUAACAGAUCGAAAAAGAUGUCAUCAGGUUUUUCCGGUGAUUUCUAUAGUGCCAAUACUGGAAGAUCUACCAUGAUGCCUAUGAAUAACAACAACUCCUUAAGGCCUCAGGCUCAAGUACAACUUCCUUAUUCUUCACAACUAUCUGGAAUUUUACCCGACCCGGUUACUCAGAUCGUUCAUCAAGGGAGACCCAAUUUGAUUGGUAAACGAUCUCUUGCUGAGUUUCAACAACAACAACAACAAUUUCAAUACCUACAACAACAGCAGCACCAACAACAACAAAAUCAGCAACAACUACAAUUUCUACAACAACAACAACAGCAGCAGCAGCAACAGGGGCUUGGGUUUUAUCUACGUAACGUAAAACCAAGAAGUUACCAGCAGUCUUCUCUUAUCUCCCCUGUAGAUUUUUCUGUUGCUGCUGCUGCUGCUUCCUCAAUUUCUUCGAAUUCAAAUGCUUCCACGCGCCACCCUCUUCAACUCAGGUCACAGUCAGGGUUUUUAACUCCUAAUAUCCAGAAUUAUUCCUCUGGGGUUUCUGUUUCAUCGCUAAAUCCGGUUCAAAACAGAGCAACCAUGGGAGUACAAGAAUUGUUGUCACAGGAAUCAGAGAAAAAGAUGAUGAAUUGUCUUCAAGAACUCGAAAAACAGCUCUUAGACGACGACAACGACGACGAAGGGGAUACAGUUUCAGUUGUUACAAACAACGAGUGGUCGGAGACGAUACAGAAUCUUAUAACCCCUUCUCAGAACCAAAAUCAGAAACUUGCUUCACUAUCACCAUCCUCAUCAACUUCUUCAUGUGCUUCUUCAACAGAAUCUCCACCAUUAACUUGUCCCAAACAAUCCAUAAUAGAAGCUGCUACAGCAAUAUCCGAAGGAAAAAACGAUGUUGCAGUGGAGAUCCUCACGCGCCUCUCACAGGUUGCAAACGUUAGAGGCUCAUCCGACCAAAGGCUAACAGCAUACAUGGUUGCAGCUUUACGGUCGCGCGUGAACCCCAAGGAUUACCCCCCGCCAGUGAUGGAGUUGCACAGCAGAGAACACACGGAUACAACACAGAAUCUGUACGAGGUAUCUCCAUGUUUUAAGCUAGGUUUCAUGGCAGCAAAUCUAGCAAUUCUUGAAACUGUAGCAGACCACAACAAGCUUCACGUCAUUGAUUUUGACAUCGGCCAAGGUGGACAAUACUUGCAUUUGCUGCAUGCACUUGCUGCAAAGAAAUCAGAUAAACCAACAAUCCUAAAGAUCACAGCUUUCACUGAACAUAUAAGCGGAGUUGACAGAAUCAAUUCUAUCGGAAUAAAGCUGAAAUCUACAGCGAACACAGUUGGUGUUUGCUUGUAUUUCAACGUAAUGGCGUGUACGGUUACUGAUUUAGCCAGGGAAAAACUUGGGGUUGAGCCAAACGAGGCAUUAGCAGUGAAUUUCGCAUUCAAAUUAUACAGAUUACCCGACGAGAGUGUAACAACAGAUAAUCUAAGAGACGAGCUUCUCAGGCGCGUGAAGGGUUUAUCUCCAAACAUUGUAACGGUGGUAGAGCAAGAAAUGAACGGCAACACUGCCCCGUUUCUGGCGCGUGUGAACGAAGCGUGUGGGCAUUACGGCGCGUUAUUCGACUCGCUAGACGCGACUGUGUCAAGGGAUAAUACUGAACGAGUCAGGAUAGAGGAAGGACUGAGUCGCAAAAUGGCUAACUCGGUAGCGUGCGAAGGGAGGGACCGCGUUGAAAGAUGCGAAGUGUUUGGCAAGUGGCGGGCCCGAAUGAGCAUGGCUGGGUUCGGGCCGAGGCCCGUUGGUGAACUCGUUGCAAACUCACUGCGUGCCAAGCUUAACUCGGGGACACGUGGCAACCCAGGCUUCACUGUGAAUGAACAAAGUGGUGGUAUCUGUUUUGGUUGGAUGGGACGAACACUCACCGUCGCAUCUGCUUGGCGUUAACUUUGUCGUUAUUCACAUUUAAAGUGUUUCUCUUCUCUAAUUAGUAUAAUUAGCUUAUUAAUAUUAAUCUUCAAUGUGAUUUGCUGUAUUAAGGGGUUUUUAAAUUUUGGUUAUUGUUAUUAUCAAUUCAUGGAAAUUCAGAAGAAGAAGUAAUGGAUGAUGUCCCGCAUUCGAAAAAAGGCAUGAAUAUUAAUAUUUAGAUUCCUUUUUGUAAA